Molecule: messenger RNA, 1062 nt
Organism: Helianthus annuus (common sunflower)
Lineage: Eukaryota; Viridiplantae; Streptophyta; Magnoliopsida; Asterales; Asteraceae
Product: proteoglycan 4-like
Exons: 1
Coding region: 1-1062 (353 amino acids)
Source: RefSeq, a predicted model, not a curated record
AUGGAGGAUGUGUUGAAAAACAUUGUUUACGAAUUAGAUUUAGAUGAAGUUGCUGUUGAUGCUAACAAAGAGAAAGUUGUUGAAGAUAUAGAACGUGAUGAUGUGAACAAGAGUACUACAAGUUCUUCGAGUUCUUCGGAAGAUGAAGUUGAUGAAAUAGAACGUUUAAGAAGAAUUCAAGAGGAGACUGCAAAAGAGAAACAGUUGAAAAAGAGGAAGAGACAGGAGAAGGAUGAUGCUGCAUACAUUCCAUCUCCUGAGCAUGUAUCUGAAUCUCAAUCGCCUUCAGGUGCAAAGAAGAAAGUUGGUGCGAGGAAGAGGAUUGUUUCGCCGAAGAUAAAGAAAGUUACUCCAAAGAUCACAAAGCCAAAGAUUGUUCUGAAGAAGAAAUCAUCCAAAGAACCAAGUAAACCAUCAACACCACCACCUGAACCUACACCACAUCAAACACCUCCAAGACAACCAACACCUCAAAGACAACCUUCACCACCAAAACAACCAACACCACCUAGACAACCAUCACCGUUACAUCUCUCACCACCACAUCAAACACCACCUCAUGAACAACCUUUUCUUACAUCCCAAGAAAUCUUUAAAACACCACCACCUACUCAAAUUCAAAUUCAAUUAACUCCUGGUUCUUCUAGCCACAAGAUGUUUCCAUCCAUUCUAGAAAAUCUUGAGGAUAUUGGAGAUUUCGGAUUUGCGAAUGAUGAACAGGUGAAAAAGAUAGAGAAGAAAAUGGAUGAUGUUUUAAAUGAAAACAAAAGAUUAGCAGCUGAAAGCAAGAAAGUGGCUGAUCGUGAAAAGAUUCUCAAAAUGCGUGUAAAGAAGUUAGAAUGUGAAAACAAAUCUUUAUUGAAGAAGAUAGAUACCGAUCAGACCGAGAUUGAUAUCUUGAAGGUAAGGGUGGCAGAGUUAGAGGAGGAAAAGACACGCCGAGAUGAACAGAACAAAUAUUUUGAGUUAAAGAACAAAGAACUGGAAGCUGCAAAGGCGUUGAAAGAGCACGAAUUCUAUAUGAUGAAGAAAGUGAUAGAAAGUAUGCUCGGAAGUCAAUAG